GAAAGUGGCUGCCUGAGACAGCGGCCACAGGCUGCACCGAGCUGGUAGCUUUUGCAAGGGGCUGAAUUCCCAGCCAGACGCUCACCCUUUGGCCUCUUCUUUGAAGGGUGGGGAGAGAGGAGGAAGUUGUCUCAUCUUGGAAGAUCUGGCCUGGCCUUCGUCUCUUUUUUGAUUUGGAGUAGUUACCUCCAUGGGAACUGCCUUCCAGGUAUUCAUCAAAGGAAACGGAGUGGUCCCCACACUGGAAAUGAGAAAGGAUGACAGUUUCUGAGAGUGACUGUUAACGGCUCAGAGGUGCCUUCCCGGUUCAAAAUGCCUUUUAAAGCAUUUGACACCUUCAAAGAAAAAUUUCUGAAACCUGGGAAAGAAGGAGUGAAGAAUGCCGUAGGAGAUUCCUUGGGGAUUCUGCGAAGAAAAAUUGAUGGCACCAAUGAGGAAGAAGAAAACAUCGAGCUGAAUGAGGAAGGAAGGCCGGUGCAGCCGUCCAGGACGAGCCCCCCGCUCUGUGACUGCCGCUGCUGCGGCCUCCCCAAGCGUUACAUCAUUGCCAUCAUGAGUGGGCUGGGAUUCUGCAUUUCCUUUGGGAUCCGGUGCAAUCUGGGAGUUGCCAUCGUGGAGAUGGUCAACAACAGCACUGUAUAUGUUGAUGGAAAACCAGAAAUUCAGACAGCACAGUUUAACUGGGAUCCAGAGACGGUGGGCCUUAUCCAUGGAUCUUUUUUCUGGGGUUAUAUUGUGACUCAAAUUCCAGGUGGUUUCAUUUCGAACAAGUUUGCUGCGAACAGGGUCUUUGGAGCUGCCAUCUUCUUGACAUCGACUUUGAAUAUGUUCAUUCCUUCCGCAGCCAGAGUGCAUUACGGAUGUGUCAUGUGUGUCCGAAUUUUGCAAGGUCUAGUGGAGGGUGUGACCUACCCAGCCUGCCAUGGAAUGUGGAGUAAGUGGGCACCACCUUUGGAGAGAAGUCGACUGGCCACAACGUCUUUCUGUGGUUCCUAUGCGGGGGCUGUGGUUGCCAUGCCCCUGGCAGGGGUGCUGGUGCAGUACAUUGGAUGGGCCUCCGUCUUCUAUAUUUAUGGUAUGUUUGGGAUUAUUUGGUACAUGUUUUGGCUGUUGCAGGCCUAUGAAUGCCCAGCAGUGCAUCCAACAAUAUCCAGUGAGGAGAGAACCUAUAUAGAGACAAGCAUAGGAGAAGGCGCCAACUUGGUUAGUCUCAGUAAAUUUAAUACUCCAUGGAAAAGAUUUUUCACGUCCUUGCCGGUGUAUGCGAUCAUUGUGGCCAAUUUUUGCAGAAGCUGGACCUUUUAUUUGCUCUUAAUAAGUCAGCCUGCUUAUUUUGAAGAGGUCUUUGGAUUUGCAAUAAGUAAGGUGGGUCUCUUGUCAGCUGUCCCACACAUGGUCAUGACAAUCAUUGUGCCUAUUGGAGGACAACUGGCUGAUUAUUUAAGAAGCAGAAAAAUUUUGACCACAACCGCUGUCAGAAAAAUCAUGAACUGUGGAGGUUUUGGCAUGGAGGCAACCUUACUCCUGGUGGUUGGCUUUUCCCACACCAAAGGAGUGGCUAUCUCCUUUUUGGUGCUUGCUGUAGGAUUUAGUGGCUUUGCUAUUUCAGGUUUUAAUGUCAACCACCUGGACAUUGCCCCCCGCUAUGCCAGCAUUCUCAUGGGGAUUUCAAAUGGAGUGGGAACCCUCUCUGGAAUGGUCUGUCCCCUAAUUGUCGGUGCGAUGACCAAGCAUAAGACCCGUGAAGAAUGGCAGAACGUGUUCCUCAUAGCUGCCCUGGUGCAUUACAGUGGCGUGAUCUUCUAUGGGGUCUUUGCCUCUGGGGAGAAACAAGAGUGGGCUGAUCCAGAGAAUCUCUCCGAGGAGAAAUGUGGGAUCAUUGACCAGGAUGAAUUAGCUGAGGAGACAGAACUCAACCACGAGAGUUUUGCGAGUCCCAGAAAGAAGAUGUCUUAUGGAGCCACCACUCAGAACUGUGAGGUCCAGAAGAAGGAAUGGAGAGGACAGAGGGCAGCGACCCUUGAUGAGGAAGAGCCGACAUCCUACCAGAAUGAAGAGGGAAUCCUCUCAGACACAUCCUAAUGAAUGAAAGGCAGCUCUGUCUUCUCACCUUAGAACAUCCUGCUCCCCUCACCAUAGCCCUCCUGGCCAGAAGGCCAAACAUGGGGACUCUGGAGGUGAGAAGGGGGUGGGAAAGGGGUAUAAUCCACAACAGAAAAGAGAAAUA
Otolemur garnettii (small-eared galago) is the source of this 2227-nucleotide messenger RNA. RefSeq names its product solute carrier family 17 member 8 (gene SLC17A8). NCBI's taxonomy places the organism in Eukaryota, Metazoa, Chordata, Mammalia, Primates, Galagidae. The record is from RefSeq and is a predicted model, not a curated record. Gene Ontology annotation, cellular component: excitatory synapse; synaptic vesicle membrane. The transcript has 12 exons. The coding region runs from base 313 to 2082 and encodes 589 amino acids. Gene Ontology annotation, molecular function: L-glutamate transmembrane transporter activity; neurotransmitter transmembrane transporter activity. Gene Ontology annotation, biological process: regulation of synapse structure or activity; monoatomic anion transport; synaptic transmission, glutamatergic.